AUGCCCCGCAUGCACAAGCAUCAUGUAAGAGCUGUCGACACCACGCCGUUCAGCGGACAAUUCGAUUCUGUCAAUGUGGGACAGUACUCACUACUUAAUAAUCUUUGGGGCGAGCAUGAUGCUACCUCUGGCUCCCAAACCACUCAGAUUACGUCGAUGAAAGGCAGUAGUACUAUUGCCUGGAAGACGAACUGGACUUGGACCGGCGGAAAUCAGGUCAAGAGCUUUGCCAAUAUCCAGCUUAAUACCGGCAUCAAUCAACAGCUAAGUGCCAUUUCCAACAUGCCUUCUACUUGGCACUGGUCUCAGUCAAACACCGGAGUGGUCGUAGCUGACGUCGCCUAUGACUUGUUCACAUCUGACACAGCUGGCGGCUCGAAUGUAAACGAAAUCAUGAUCUGGCUUGCAAACGUCAACUCUGGACCAAUCGCUGCGCAGUAA
Messenger RNA from Suillus subalutaceus, 441 nucleotides. Its product is annotated as concanavalin A-like lectin/glucanase domain-containing protein. Gene Ontology annotation, biological process: polysaccharide catabolic process. Gene Ontology annotation, molecular function: cellulase activity. NCBI's taxonomy places the organism in Eukaryota, Fungi, Basidiomycota, Agaricomycetes, Boletales, Suillaceae. The transcript is spliced from 2 exons. The coding region runs from base 1 to 441 and encodes 146 amino acids. The record is from RefSeq and is a predicted model, not a curated record.